Molecule: messenger RNA, 4936 nt
Organism: Salvelinus sp. IW2-2015
Lineage: Eukaryota; Metazoa; Chordata; Actinopteri; Salmoniformes; Salmonidae
Source: RefSeq, a predicted model, not a curated record
UUUGCCAUUCAAGUGCGGUUUCUGUUCUCACUGUAGUAGGCUACCUUUCCAGUUUUAGUUUUCAUGGUUUGACUGCCAGAAGCCUAGGGUGGCGAUAAUUAUUUUCUCCAGCAGAGCAAUAAGUUUGUAGGAGUUGCUUCAACCGUGAAAUCAGUCACAGGUUGCACUGUUUUGGAACGCCUAGAGCGAGGAUCUUUGGCAAGAGAGCGCGCCACUGUCGCUGUAGGACCGGCUAACACCCGGCUAACAUUGUGCGUUGACGUCGCGUCGUCAGAAACGUGGACAUAAUAAUAGAGCUUGAGUGCCUGAAUUUCAAUCAUCCUUGACCGACUGUACGUGCAGAUUGCGUUUAGUGUUCCAUGGUCACGGAAUAGUCAUGAAGGUUGCAGAGACCAGGGGAGCACAUAAGUGCACUGAAAAAAUGGAGAGAGAAGCGGCAUCUUUGAAGCGGCGAUAUUGCUGCACAACAGUCAUGAACAUUAUCUCGUCUUUAUUAUCUGUGGCGUCCCUUGCCUUUUGUAUAUUAUUAAGUCUGCAAACAUCAGAGAUCAAGGACAGGGUCCUGGAUUUGGAAACUAGACAUGGCGAGCAUGUCUUUCACCGGGUCCCCGGCUUUUCGGUGGAUCAGUUUAAUUCAUUGAUUCAAGAGAGAGUGGAUGAGCUCCUGUCACAACGCUCUUAUGAACAUUUCGCCAAGAUACGGAUUGCCCGACAAGUUAGCCCUAGUCCUGAUUGCAACUGUCCCCCAGGCUCGCCAGGAAAGCGGGGAAGAAGAGGCCGGAAUGGUGAACCUGGACCUCCUGGUACUCCUGGUCCACAGGGUGAGAAGGGGGAUCAAGGUGACCAAGGACCGCGGGGAUUGUCUGGUCUCCCUACACUGGCUGCUUUGCAGAGCAAUCAGAUCCUGACUGUCAAGAUGGUCUUCCCUAAGAUCAAUCAUGGCUUUCUUUCUGCUGACCAGCAGCUCAUAAAGCGGCGGCUUAUUAAGGGAGAUCAGGGUUCAGCAGGUCCACCAGGACCUCCUGGGCCCCCAGGUUCCCCUGGCCCCAGAGGGCCACCAGGGGACACAGGCAAGGAUGGGCCCCGGGGAGUGACAGGUCUGCCGGGAGAACCUGGGACAACAGGAGACCUAGGACUGAUGGGUCCCCUUGGGCCUCCUGGCAUCCCAGGUGUUGAUGGGCUGAAGGGUGAAAUGGGAGAGAGAGGUGAAAAGGGUGACUUGGGAGAAGAUGGUCAAAGAGGUGAAGGCGGGGAGAAGGGUGAUGCGGGCUCCUCUGCGGCAGGCAUCAAGGGUGAACCAGGAGAGCCAGGACAUGGGGGAGCAAAGGGAGAGCCAGGACUUCCAGGGCUUCCUGGACUUCCCGGGAUUAAGGGUGAGCCUGGAUUCCUAGGACCACAGGGAGAACCAGGGCUCCCAGGACUACCAGGAACCAAGGGUGAGAGAGGGGAACUGGGCCCACCAGGCAAAGGAGAGCGGGGCGAGACUGGACCACCCAGUCAAAAGGGAGGGCCAGGAGAGGCAGGGAACCCAGGCCCUAGAGGUUCAAAGGGAGAAACAGGAGACAAGGGAGUCCUGGGCUCCAUGGGACCAAGGGGACCCCCUGGGCAGAAAGGUGACCAAGGAGCCACUGAAAUCAUUGAUUACAACGGUAACAUCCAAGAGGCUUUACAGAAGAUUACCACUAUUACAGUGACGGGUCCCCCUGGGCCUCCUGGACUAUCAGGAACAGCGGGAAUCAAGGGAGAUCAAGGCAUGCCUGGCCUCCCUGGGCUGGAUGGUGAAAUGGGUUUUAAAGGUUCCAAAGGAGACAUGGGAAUCCCUGGCACAUCUGGAGAAAAAGGAACUGUUGGCUUACCUGGUUUACCAGGCGUCAAUGGAUUGAAAGGAGAUAAGGGUGAUUCCGGUCUGUCUGGUCCUCAAGGGCCCUCAAUUAUUGGCCAACCUGGAGCACCUGGGCUCCAUGGACCCCCAGGUCCCAUGGGACCCCAUGGAUUCCCUGGACCAAAGGGGGAGGCUGGGAAUCAUGGUCUGAAGGGAGUGCGCGGGGGGUCAGGGUACAAGGGGGACAGAGGACCCCUGGGCCUCCCCGGAGCCUCCGGCUUGGACGGCAAGCCAGGAAUUAGGGGUAUGGACGGGCCUGGGGGUCCCUCCGGUCCAGCCGGGCCAAAGGGGGACAUAGGUGAGAGAGGAGCUGCAGGUGAACCCGGGCCAAGGGGGCCUUAUGGACUUCAUGGAGCGGCUGGAACACCUGGCCUUGAUGGGGAGAAGGGAAAGAAGGGCAAAAAAGGGCCUAAGGGGGAGAAAGGAGAACAGGGUGCCCCUGGAUUAGAUGCACCCUGCCCAUUGGGCCCAGACGGACUACCAAUGCCUGGUUGUUGGCAGAAGUGAUCAAUCUAAACUGAAAAGCAUGGAGUUUGUAAAUAAUGCUUAUUUUUGGGUAUUUAUAGUUUUUAUAAUGGAAAAUAUAAAAUAAAUAAAUAUACUGUACUGUAUGUGUACAGUGAAAAAGAGCCAAGGUCCAUCAUUCCUAGCUGCUUCUACUAACCUCACUGUGUGGAACGUGUCACUCUCACAUCAGCAUCGUGGAUUCCAGAUCCUUGGCCAGCAGCAGAACUUGCACACACACAAAGGAGUUUAGUCCCAGACCUUGCAUGACCAGAGUGCUUGGGCACAGAUUGGAAUGUCAUGGCAAAAUUUGAUAAAAGGGGAGUAAGAAGGCUGAAAAUGAGGUUGUGAGAGCAGAGGAUGAGGAAAAGGAGGCCUUGUAGGGAUUUGGACUGGCUCUUAAAAGCUUGAGCUCUAAAGCUCACCAUCCAUUCAUGCCAUACUACCAGCUUAAAAGACUAAAUUCCAACAAAACACCCUCCCCACUCCCAAAGAAGCAUAAAGACUGUUCCAUACUAUAUUUAGGCUAUAUGUAUUGAUGUACAGUACAUAUUUCAUUGUUGUGUGGUUGAAUUUUAUGGCUUCAGCAAAACACUAACUGUCUGUCAGUCAAUCUUACCUACUUAAAAAAGAAAACCCAGAGCUUUAGAUUUGUGGUUUUAUUUGCUCCUUUUUCUUUUAAUGUUCCAAAGGGAGUCACGCCUUGGCUGCUGGCUUAAAAAGAAUUCCCCAGGAAUUCAAUUUGGGUUGAUUUUCUUUAUUAUGGUGAGAUCUCCAAUGAGUCAAUAGAUGCAGGUCUUCACCGAUGCACUCGCGUGGGUCCCAGGGCGCGUUCCCUGCUGCCAGCAACCACUUGUUAUUGGACUUCGAGGAGAGUGUGUGAGCUCACUGCACUGUGAACAGCCAAUCGGAAAUGGGCUAGGCUGACAAGGACUUCGGAUUCAACGGACCUGUUUGGGAUCCCUCCAAGUAGAGGAGACAGUGGGCCUCGGCAAGGAGCCUUCAAUCAUCUCUCCUGCCAAUCACUGGUCUCCAUGCCGAUCAAGGAGAGUGUCUGCCUGUAACAAUGUUACUGUCACAACACUACAAGGUAAAGAGGGUCAAUGGAAUUCUGCCUUUUUAUUUGAAGUUUUACUCUUGUAUUUACUUGUAAUAAUUGUGUAUAACAGCCUUUGGUGCCUCAAUAUUUUGUUAUUCAUUCCUUUAUCAGAAAAGUGCAACUUUUUAUCCUGCUUUGAGUAAUUGCAAUGGUCUUUAUUGCGGAAUGGUAACCUCUUGUAAAUUGUUAAAGUAUAAACACCUACGUUGCGCACUGUUUUUUUAAUUAUUUUUUUAUUAGGGGUGUUGCGCACUGUUAAUAUAUAUUGAAUGUUGAUAUUACUGGGUGUUAAUAUGGCAUGUACAUUAUGGCUUCAAAUGAACAUCAGCUUCUGUGUAAUACAAAGGGAAUUUGUUUGUCGCAAAAAUUGAAGUAAUUUUUAUGAUUACACAGCAUCAGAUUUUACACUCAUUUGAAGAAGCAUACAGUAUGUGUAAACACUGAGAUAUCUAACACUUGUUCAUUGCUGGCCAUUUAAGUGGAAAAUAUAUAAUGUGAGUUAUGUGCUUCACUGCAAGUUUAUUGUAUCUUUACAUUUAAAUGCAGUAAUAUAUCUGCAACAAUAAGCUUUUUGUACAUUUUGACCUGGUAAUUCAGUAUAGGUGAAAAUGCCUUUUGGUAAAAUCCAUCAUUUUUUGCUAGAUAAUUGUUGUUUUAUCCAAAUGUCAAGUGGCAAUUUGCCUCAACUGGAUCAUGACUACAGCAACAUGUAACCUUUUUUUAAUUUCAUUUCUCAAACAAAAUGGAAAUGGUAAAACAGUUAAUUUCAGUUGAAUGUGUAACCCAGAAUCAGAUAUAUUGCCAUUUACAUCACAUUCCAUAGCAAUUUCUACAAAAAAGUGUAUUUCUUUAUUUAAUCAUUUUAAGGAUGCCAUAAUCCUAACAAUGCCCUUAUUUAUGCACAAUGAUUUUUGAUGCUUAAUGUUACUUGGAACAGUUAAUGUAAUAUUAUAAAUUAAUUACUACAAUAUGGGACGGUUUCCCAGACACAGAUUAAGCCUAGUCCUGGACUAAAAAGAGCUUUCAAUGGAGAAUCUCUAUUGAGCAUACUUUUGAGUCCAGAACUAGGCUUAAUCUGUGUCUGUGAAAACCGGACCUAUAUCGAAUAUAUUGUUGUUGUGAUAAGUUUGCCCACUCCACCCCAACCAUACAGGGAUAUCGAUGUCACAAAGUAAAUAGUAUGCUAGUGAAUAAUAGAUCAUGGUCUUAUUCUGGUGCUAUCAACUUUAAUUGUUUGAAAAAGCUGUAGAGAGUAUUCACUAUCCAUGACAACUAUAAGACAACAGAGUUUAAAAAAAAUGUUUUUAAUGUAACAGUUUAAAUCAUUUUUGUGCAUAUACCUUUUAUUUAUCUGACUAUUUUAAGUGGUACAUUAUUUAUUUUAGUAUUUUCUUAAAACAGUCAUUCCUUAUUAAAAGGGGGUAGCUUUUGAAGGUCCUGAUACCCGUUGU